Aureobasidium subglaciale EXF-2481 is the source of this 1218-nucleotide messenger RNA. RefSeq lists its product as uncharacterized. The transcript has 2 exons. The coding region runs from base 1 to 1218 and encodes 405 amino acids. NCBI's taxonomy places the organism in Eukaryota, Fungi, Ascomycota, Dothideomycetes, Dothideales, Saccotheciaceae. The record is from RefSeq and is a predicted model, not a curated record.
AUGGUUCCCACCAACCAUCAACAACAAAUUCCCGCUUUCUCCAACAUGAGUGUGAUAGUGCAAGUCGGCACGACGCCUGUCAGUCGUUCAACCCACCGCCAGCAGCCACAAUGUGUCAGCGCUUGUACCCACAUCAGAAUGGACCGUCUUUAUGGAAAUUGGCUAUGUCAUACAUGUAACCGCCUCUCAGACUUUGGAUGGUUGUACCAAUGCACCUCCGACGUCCCAGAAGUCGGAGACUAUGCCUUUCUCAAGUCUGAGAGGCACUCUGUCAGCCCUGCUGGAGAGGAACUGCGUCAGCUGGGCCUAAGCGAGUCAAUCAUCAAGGAAUUCGAAGCUGGCGGUUACACCAAUGAGCAAGUGCAGAUUCUCGUCAAGCAGAAACAACACCUGCAGUACGUCCUGGAGAAGGUCACUCGUUCUGGCGCCUCGGACGACAUACGCUGCGACUUCAAGGUCUGCCAGCACUGCGGUCCCAUGAGAAAAGAGCGCUGCUGGACAUCCUUCGAAGCCGUCUUUGAAGACGAAGUCAGACCCAUCGACAAGUAUGAAGCCAAACACGAUCUUCCCAUCAAGGAUGCACGCACUGUUAAAAAACUUGGUCUCCGUCCUCCCACUCAGUUCAUCCCCACUCAUAUUUGGGCAAAUCCUCCCUACCCCUCACCAAAGGACUCUGGAUCGUCAGGUCACACAAGCGACGGCUUCUCUACCGAUGUCGACUACGACGAAGGAAGCUGCGGCGAUGCCAUCUCGAUUACUUCUCAGGAUUGCGAACAGAAUAUGUCCCACGCCGGGGGCGAUAUGCCCUUCGUCACCAUCAGAGACCCUCGUCAUGCACACAAACCUCGUCCAACCAUCAGACUCGUUCCCAGCUCCGAGCAUGGCUACGGACUCCGUGCUUCACCUGCCAUCAGCAGCAACGAUGACUCGCCUUCGCACUCACAGACUACUACCUCGUCAAUCAGUCUUCCAACCACACCCACGACUUCCUCAUACACCAUCCUACCUGAAGGCGAACAGAACGUUGAUGAGCUCAGAGCACAAUACUCCCCCAAAGCCAUGACAGAUCCAGAGUGUUACUCUGGUCACCCAUCUGAAGUGGCCACUUCCGUGUCAAGCGAGUCCAGCUUGGGCUCGGAAGUUGCUGUUGAAGGCGGCUUCGCACUGACCGAAGAGGCCAUGUCUUCGCACACACCCGACCUUUUCACCAGAGUCUAG